GCCGCUCUUCAGCUGUUCAGGUCACGUGACGCAGUUAAAUGGCGUCUCUCGGGGCGUCGCUGGCUCGUGUAAACAAUCCACUUUAUACAGAGAUUUCCAGCCUUCGGGACACUUCCAGCACUUAGCGAGCUACCAGGAGGACAGUGGAGGGUAGCAGGGGCAAGCAGUAGGGUAGAAGAAAGGCUAUGCAUAGAGGGAGGACCUGUAUUAGGGUCACACAGCAAUACACAAAAUGACAUCCCGAAACAAGACCAAGAAGGAGGAAGAGAAGAAGAGGCAGGAAGAGGAAGCAGCUGCUCAGGCAUAUGAAGAGUUUGUGGCUACCUUUGAAGAGACUCCCUCACAAAAAGGGAAGGUCUGGGUGAAGGCAGGAACCUUUGAUGCAGGCUCCAGAAAGGAAGACACUAAAGAGAAAGGAAAAUUAUAUAAACCGACCUCCAAGUUAGCAGAAUUAGCAGAGAAGUUUUCCAGUGCGGAGAAGGCAGCUCAAUAUGCCAGCAUACGUGCAGACAAGGACAAACCAGAGAAGCCGGGCAAGAAGAAGGAGAAAGAAAAGAAGAAAAAAAGCAAUCUAGAACUAUUUAAGGAGGAACUCAAAAUGAUCCAGGAGGAGAGAGCAGAGCGUCAUCGCAUCAAGAACAUGUAUCAGACUAGAGAAUCCGGGAAGAGCAGUCGUUUUGAAGCUCCUGAGCCAAAGAUUCCAGGCUUUCUGGGUAUGGACGACCCCAAGAUAGGAAGCUUUGACCCUGGAGAUCCAACCACCACAAACUUGUACCUUGGCAAUCUCAGUCCUAAGAUAACAGAGCAGCGCCUCAUGGAACUGUUUGGUCGGUACGGUCCGCUUGCCUCCAUCAAGAUCAUGUGGCCACGGACUGAUGAUGAGAGGAAUCGAGGCAGGAAUUGUGGCUUUGUGGCUUUCAUGAACCGCAAAGAUGGGGAACGGGCGCUGUCCUCUCUCAAUGGCAAGGACAUCGAUGGGUUUGAGAUGAAACUGGGAUGGGGUAAAGCUGUCCCCAUUCCACUACAUCCCAUCUACAUCCCUCCUGCUCUGGUUGAACUCACCUUGCCUCCACCACCCUCGGGUUUGCCCUUCAAUGCCCAGCCGGACAAGAGAGACAAAGAUAAAAAUUGGAAGCUCUCCUUAAGUCAGAAUUUGAAGAUCCCUCCUGUGGGCACACCGCUUCCAACGGAGGGAGAGAAGAAGGAGGAGAUGGACAAGAUUUUACAAAGGGCUGUUGUCAAAGUGGUUAUCCCAACAGAAAGGUCCCUGCUGCAGCUCAUCCACCGCACCAUAGAGUUCAUCGUCAGAGAGGGACCAAUGUUUGAGGCCAUGAUCAUGAACAGGGAGAUAUCAAACCCUGACUUCAGGUUUCUGUUUGAGAACCAGAGUCCAGCCCAUGUGUAUUACCGGUGGAAGUUGUUUUCCAUGCUCCAGGGGGACUCUCCCAGCAGGUGGAGCACUAGACCCUUCAGAAUGUUCAAAAAUGGGUCCAUAUGGAAGCCGCCACCACUUAAUCCAUUCCUGCAGGGGAUGCCCGAAGAGCUCAUCAAGAAGGAGGAAGAGGAGGAAGAGAAAAACAAAAAGGGUUCCCUAUCUAAUGCGCAAAGAAAGCGGUUGGAAUCACUCAUCCGUGGACUUGUACCUGAGAGGGACAAGGUUGGGGAGGCGAUGGUGUGGUGUAUUGAACAUGCAGAUGCAGCUGAGGAAAUCUGCCAAUGUCUAACAGAGGCACUCACCAGCCCUGAGACAGCUCUCCCCAAGAAGAUUGCAAGAUUGUACCUGGUUUCUGACAUUCUACACAACUGUAGUGUGAAGGUUUCAAAUGCAUCGUUCUACAGAAAAGGGUUUCAAAGUAAAUUGGCAGAGAUCUUUGAGGGAGUGCAUGUGGCUUAUAACCUGGUGGAGUCACGGUUACGAGCAGAGCAGGUGAAGCAGCGGGUGAUGCAGUGUUGCCGUGCCUGGGAGGACUGGGCCAUCUACCCCCAUGAAUUCUUGAUCCAUCUGCAGAAUAUCUUCCUGGGCCUGGUGAAGCGAGAAGCCAAGAUGGAGAUGGAGGAGGAGCUGAUGGGCCCUCAGGUGGUUGGCUUGGUGGGUACAGAUGUGCGGCAGCUUCAGGCAGACGAUGUGGAUGGCAUCCCCAUUGAUGAUGUGGAUGGCAUUCCCAUUAAGGAAGAGGAGGAGAAGGAGGAGGACCUAGAUGGCAUCCCCAUUGCCAACACCCCUCUCAUUAAGAGUGCCGCCAUCUCAGCCCUGCUUGGCUAUGAUGACGAUGACGACGAUGAUGACAUUGAUGGCGCGCCCUUGGAUGAGGAUGUGGAUGGUGUUCCCAUGAAGGACAUGGUAGUGGCAGACAAUGGCCCCAGUCCUGGCUUUGUCUCCUCCAAGUGGGAGAGCGUCAGUCCCAAGCGAGUGCAGGCACAGGCUGUCACCACCUCUAAGUGGGAAGUAGUGGAGGCCAACCAGAGUGAGGAUGAGGGAGCCAAUGGUUCAGAUAGCACCCCAGUGUAUGACAACUCUGGCACCCACACACAAACCAGUCACAACAGUCAUGAUGAGGAUGACCUUGACGGCAUCCCUUUGGUAUAUGAUGACUACAAGCGCAAGAAACGAGGCUCCUCCGAGGAAGACUCACAAUCACAAGACAAUGGUUCCGAAUACUCUGAAGAUUCCAGAGGAUUUGACAGACUUCAAGGUGACGUGAGUGAGGAGCGGCGGGCAAGGCUACGUGAAGUGGAGAUCCGGGUGUUGCAGUACCAGGAUGAGCUGGAGCAAGGCCUGCGCUCCCUUAAGCCCGGUUACUCCAUCCACCGUCAAGUAGCACACUACCGCCAUAAGAUGAUGAGAAAGAUUGAGAGAGAGGAGGGCAGUGAGCGGAGACAUCACCGCCACCGCAGUCGCAGCUCUUCGCCAGAGGAAAGGCGGUCUACAAAGCGCUCCAGGUCUCCACACAAGUCUCGGCACCGCAGUCGCUCCCGGUCCCCCAGCUCAAGACGGCACAGAUCCCGGUCACCAAGAAAGCGCCGUUCCCACUCCCGGUCUCCACCAAGGAAGCACAAGAAAAAGAGCCGGCAUUAGUUAUCAAAUUUGGGGAUGUGUAUAGUAUAAAAAUUUCUUAUGUACAUGAAGCUUGUGAAUGACUAUUAACACACUGUUUUGGCCACCAGUAAAAGACCCAUACUUCUUUAAAUCA
Molecule: messenger RNA, 3191 nt
Organism: Portunus trituberculatus (swimming crab)
Lineage: Eukaryota; Metazoa; Arthropoda; Malacostraca; Decapoda; Portunidae
Product: U2 snRNP-associated SURP motif-containing protein-like
Exons: 24
Coding region: 233-3076 (947 amino acids)
Biological process (GO): RNA processing
Cellular component (GO): nucleus
Molecular function (GO): RNA binding
Source: RefSeq, a predicted model, not a curated record